Rotaria sp. Silwood1 is the source of this 252-nucleotide messenger RNA. Lineage: Eukaryota; Metazoa; Rotifera; Eurotatoria; Philodinida; Philodinidae. The record is from the annotation of a GenBank genome assembly.
AUGAAUCGACAUGUUGGAGAUCUUGGUAAUGUGACUGCUAAUCGUGCUGGUAACAUCAUCAUUAACAUGCAAGAUUCGAUUAUUCAAUUACACAAUUCGACACAAUCUAUUGUUAAUCGAGCCUUUGUUCUGCAUGCAAUGCGAGAUGACGGUGGUAUGGGUGGUUUUACAGACAGUACAACUACUGGAAAUGCGGGUGCUCGCAUUGCUUGUGGUAAUAUUAUGUUGAAAAAAAACAAAUCAAGUGACUAA